Hyaloscypha bicolor E is the source of this 642-nucleotide messenger RNA. RefSeq lists its product as uncharacterized. Lineage: Eukaryota; Fungi; Ascomycota; Leotiomycetes; Helotiales; Hyaloscyphaceae. The record is from RefSeq and is a predicted model, not a curated record. The transcript is spliced from 2 exons. The coding region runs from base 1 to 642 and encodes 213 amino acids.
AUGCACCCUGCAAUGCUUCUCGCAAUCGUCGCCAUCUCACUCCCCGCCGUCUCCGCCAUAGAGCCAUCCAUUUUGUUUUCCCGUAACACGGUAUCCGGCGGCGGUUGGGCACUCCGGGCAACUUCAUGCGCACCGACUUUCCAACUAUGCGGUCAUAACGACAUGUGCUGCCCGGCAAACACCGACUGCAUCAACUCUGGGACUGGAAACCACUGCUGUGCUCCAGGCACCAUCUGCCGCGACUUGAUUGCCGCAUCACCGCAGUGUGCGGAUGACUCCUGGAGUUUGUGGAAUAGUACAACUGCAAAGAGCGGCCAGGGGUACUUCUGUUGUCUUCCUGGACAGGUUGGCACAAACACUGGAAGUUGUGUUGCGGGUGGGAGCAACGUUGUUCAGACUUUGAGUGCGAGCUUGUUAUCUGGUGCUACAGGAGUGGUCGGGGCAACUUCAACCUCCGUCGCAUCAUUGACUGCUGUCACUGACAAAACUAUCCCUCCGACUUCAUCGCCAACUUCAACUAGCGGUGGAACCACCCCUGCACAGACAAGCGCGACUGGAAAAUCAGAUGCUGCCCCCUCUAGAGUUGUAGAACAGUUGGUCUGCCUUGGACUUGCGGUGGGAAUCGGGGCUUUGUUGAUGUAA